Molecule: messenger RNA, 973 nt
Organism: Papaver somniferum (opium poppy)
Lineage: Eukaryota; Viridiplantae; Streptophyta; Magnoliopsida; Ranunculales; Papaveraceae
Exons: 3
Coding region: 224-523 (99 amino acids)
Source: RefSeq, a predicted model, not a curated record
GCUAUUGUUUUGGAAAUGACUGACCGUUUUUUAUACAUCGGGGGUUAACUGGGUUUUGUGAGAAAACGACGAUGGUACUUGGUUAGGAGUCGAAACCUCUCGAGUCUUGAUAUUUUACAUCUCCCCUUUCCGUUGCCUCCUUCUCAAGCCGUAGUUGGUAUACGCUUCUCACUUUGAUUUCAGCUCCUCUUCCCGUUGAUUUGUUUGCUCGAUUCAUUGGAUCAUGUCUACUAGAUGGGUUUUGAGAAAUCUGAGUUCAAAAGCUCGUUUUCUUUCUACAUCCACUACUUCUUCUUAUAUCACUACUACAACUCCAAUCGACUUUUACCCAACUCCUUCGUUAUUUGCUACUACCAAGGUUUUGGGUUGCCAAGGAACCUAUUUGUGUCGGUUUCGUGCAUUCCAUGGAGCCACGUAUCAAAUUCAUCAAGAAAAGAACUCCGUGGUUGAGGUUAGCCCAAUAUUUGCAGAGAUAGUUCCGGAGAAGUCUCGGACAAGAUUACGCUUUGGAUUGAACUUUUGAAUCCAUAUUAGCAUCUUUUGCUCCUCCGGCAGUCGGACUUCUAUCUCAGCAUGUUUUUGGAUAUAAACCAAUUCCUCAAGGAUCAACUCAAUCAGUUGAGGUAGAAAUGGGCAGAGGAAAUGCUGCAUCACUAGCCAAGGCACUUUGCAUCAAUUGCUAUUCCAAUGACACUGUGUUGCCUCAUUUACUCCUUUCUCUAUUGUACUUACCCUAGAGAUAGGGACCGAGCAAGAAUGAAGGCAUUAGCAUUGAUUGAAUCAGAAAUGAUACUGUUAGAGCCAAAUUAUCUUCUAGCAGAAGGAGAGUCCUCCCAAUUCCAGGAUUCUGAAGCUCGUAGAAAAGACACUGUGAUUGAACUAGAUUAUGGCCGUGAUAACAAUGAUAAUGAGAAAAGGACCCAACUUUCUAAUGCAGACAAGGAUCAACAAAUGGAGCAUCUGGGGGCUCAGA